AUGGCAAACAGGAAACUUAUGGCCGAGGUCGAUAGGACCGUCAAAAAAGUAAACGAAGGAAUAGAAAAUUUUGAUGAAUUGGAAGAAAAAGUAUACAGUGCCCAAAGCAGCUCGCAACGAGAUAAAUUCGAAGGCGAAUUAAAAAAGGAAAUUAAAAAACUACAACGAUUGAGAGAGCAAAUACGUACGUGGAUAUCUGGAAAUGAAAUUAAAGAUAAAGAAUUGUUGGUGGAGAAGAGACAACAAAUCGAAAAUCGUAUGGAAAGGUUUAAGAAAUGUGAGCAAAAGACGAAAAUGAAGGCCUACUCAAAAGAAGCUUUGAGUAAAAGUCAAGUGGAGAAACGACAUAGGAACAAGCAAAAUAUAAUACCCGACUCCAAAGAGAAGAAACAAGCAAAGAAAUGGUUAAAAGAUGUGACGGAACAGCUUGGCAAUUUAGUGUUAUCGAUAGAUGAGAAAAUUGAAGAAGAGGAAGAGAAGGAAAAGAAGAAAGAUGAUGGAAUCAUUGAAACCUACCGAGCACGACAACGAAAACAUGAGGAUUAUAUUGAGAAAUUGAAUCAAAUUUAUGAGUUUUUAGAUAAUGAUGAAGGAAUAUUACCUCAAGAUUUGGACGAUUUGAAGGAAUACGUGGAGUAUUACAUUGAUGAAAACGAAGAGGCCGAGUUUGUGGAAGAUGAUGAAACCUUUGAAGCUAUAUUUAACAAACAGAAAGAAUGGGAAGAAACGGCUCCGAAGGAAGAAUUGGUCGAUGUGGACGAAGUCAAGGACAGCAUUAAAAACCUUGAUGAUGAAAGUGAAGAGGAGGAUUAUGAUGAAAAUGAAGAAGAUCAUGAUGAGGAUUUAACAGAAGAUGAGGAUGAAGAGUUGAGUUCUCCCGUCUCUACGUCCUCUUCACGAGAAGAGGAAAAGCCUUUGUCGAAAUCUAGCACCACGACAACGACCACUGCUGCUGCUGCGACUAAAUCCAAAACCACAACAGCAGUCCCAACCACUACAACAACACCCAAACAGCAACAACAACAACAAAUCACACAAACACCUGCAGUCUCCCAAGCAACAGCAACUACAACAACUUCUACCUCCUCUGCUGCAAACAAGAAACCAAUCAAGCCAUCACCUCCUGCAAUUAACACAACUUCCACUGUUACAACAACAACAUCAGGAGGGCAAACAACCCCUGUCAGCGCCCCUCCAACUUCUGUUAAGCCAUCCUAUAGUGAUUUGGUCAAGUCUCCUAAAACUCCUCUUCAACCACCUCAACAACCAACAACAGCAGCAACAAAUGUGGCUACCUCAACAGCACAAAACAAGCAACCAUCCAGUGUUGUUCUUCCGACAAGUACUUCAGCAACUGCUUCAGCAACAGUCAAAAAGCCAACAGUUUCAUAUAUUGACAUUGCACAACAAAACAAGAGUGUGCAACAAGGUCACAAUCUGACAGUAGCUCUUAAUGAUAGUGUCACAUCAGGCAGUAAGCCAACUCCCACAGUCUCAACUCCAACAUCCACCACACCAACCACUAUUACACCAACAACAACAACAUCAACAACAACUGCAGUCAGUGGAGCAAGCAAGAAUGCAAAACAAGCAUCAACCAAACAAGCUACAAAAUCCCAACAAUCUAAGAAGGCUCAAUCUACCACUCCUACUCUCACCAAUACUUCAACCCCAGUUACCUCUAAUACUUCCACAAGUGGUGAUGCUCUCUCUCCCGUUCAACCUGUAUCUUCCACACCUUCACCAACCACUAUUGACAAAAAUAAUGAUGAAACAUUCAGUGUAGGAUUGCCAACUCAAUUUGGAUUGGAAGAUUUAUCCAGUCAGACUCAACAAAAUCUAUUUGUUAAUCAACUUAAGAUGCAACAAGCUGGAGUGAUGAACCCACUAUUAUUCUCUCAAAAUAAUGCUAUUACUUCCUCAUUCCCUCCUCAAAUCCCACCAAACCAAAUUCCGACAUUCCCAUCAACCACUUCUACCAUUGCUACUUCUCCAAUUAAUACCUCAUCAACUGUUCCUCCUUCCUCAAUCUUUACAAGCACCUCUGCAUAUAAUAGCGUUGUAAACAAUCAGUUCAUGAGUGACAUGCUUCAUUCAAGUAUGCGACAUCUUCCAGAUGCUUAUGAUUGUAACUUUGUUUAUCCUUACUUCCCAAUGAAUGAAAAUCCUCCUCAAUUCAGAGCUGAGACUGAAGGGUUUCCAAUUGAGUGUCCAUUACAUAACCCAUUGCAUGCAUUGGCCAAUCCUGCAACGUACAGUCUUCUUUCCGUUGAUACACUAUUUUUCAUCUUUUAUUUCCAACCAGGAACUUAUUAUCAGUACUUGGCUGCCAAAGAGCUCAAGAAACAAGCUUGGAGAUUCCAUAAAAAGUACUUGACAUGGUUCCAACGCCAUGAUAAACCUACUGUGACAACUAACGAGUACGAGCAAGGAACAUAUGUAUACUUUGAUGCUGAUGCAGGUUGGUGUCAAAGAAUUAAGGAAGGCUUUAGCUUUGAAUAUGCUUAUCUUGAGGAUGAGUUGUAA
Naegleria fowleri is the source of this 2526-nucleotide messenger RNA. RefSeq lists its product as uncharacterized. NCBI's taxonomy places the organism in Eukaryota, Heterolobosea, Eutetramitea, Acrasida, Naegleriidae. The coding region runs from base 1 to 2526 and encodes 841 amino acids. Gene Ontology annotation, cellular component: P-body; CCR4-NOT core complex; nucleus. The transcript has a single exon. Gene Ontology annotation, biological process: nuclear-transcribed mRNA poly(A) tail shortening; regulation of DNA-templated transcription. The record is from RefSeq and is a predicted model, not a curated record.